Messenger RNA from Hemicordylus capensis (graceful crag lizard), 3822 nucleotides. RefSeq names its product nuclear factor kappa B subunit 1 (gene NFKB1). Gene Ontology annotation, cellular component: cytoplasm. Bases 376 to 3321 code for a protein of 981 amino acids. Lineage: Eukaryota; Metazoa; Chordata; Lepidosauria; Squamata; Cordylidae. Gene Ontology annotation, biological process: inflammatory response; response to cytokine; regulation of transcription by RNA polymerase II. Gene Ontology annotation, molecular function: DNA-binding transcription factor activity, RNA polymerase II-specific; protein binding; RNA polymerase II cis-regulatory region sequence-specific DNA binding. The record is from RefSeq and is a predicted model, not a curated record. The transcript is spliced from 24 exons.
GUGCGCGCGCGCGCGGGGCAGCUGGAGGGCAACAGAGUCCACACACGCCAGCCUUGCUAGUGACAGCAGCGCGCGCCAGGAGCGUCCUUUUUGUUUCCUUUUUUCGCCCCGCGAGGCGCGAAGGGGAGCCCAGCUAGAGCCUCGCGCGGCGGCAGUCACUCCUCCUGCGGCGGCGACGCUGCUAACGCCUUGCCCUUUCCCAGCCGCGGCGUUUGACAUGGCGCUCUUGUUCUGACUGGGAGCCCUCCUCCGGGCUUUGGGUGUUUCUGUUGCGCUCUCGCACCGACUCUUCGGGGUUCCUUUCCCUCAGCGAGACGUGCUCCAGGAGGACAGCCACACAAGGAAUAACGACGCUCCCGGCGCUGAGCUCUCAGAAUGGCAGAUGAGAAUGCAUAUCUCUUGGGAGAUCAUCCGAUGUUUGCAGUGGACUUCAUGGGGAUGAAUCAGCUGUAUAAUAACACGGGCAUGAUUACGUCAGAACUACCACUUCGCACAGCUGAUGGACCAUACAUUCAAAUUGUUGAACAACCUAAGCAGAGGGGGUUUCGUUUCCGCUAUGUUUGUGAAGGACCAUCCCAUGGUGGACUUCCUGGAGCAUCUAGUGAAAAGAACAAAAAGUCAUAUCCACAAGUUAAAAUCUGUAAUUAUGUUGGGCCUGCAAAAGUCAUUGUACAGUUAGUCACAAAUGGAAAACAUGCCCAUCUGCAUGCUCACAGCUUGGUGGGGAAGCACUGCGAGAAUGGAGUAUGCACAGCUAAUGCAGGACCAAAAGAUAUGGUCGUAGGUUUUCCAAAUUUGGGUAUACUUCACGUUACAAAGAAGAGAGUAUUCGAUACACUGGAAGCACGCAUGAUGGAUGCAUGUAAAAAAGGUUAUAAUCCAGGUCUUCUGGUACACCCUGAACUCAGCUAUAUACAAGUGGAAGGUGGCGGGGAGAGGCAGCUAACAGAACGUGAAAAAGAAAUUAUACACCAGGCCGCAAUUCAACAGACUAAAGAAAUGGACCUAAGUGUGGUGCGGCUCAUGUUCACCGCUUUCCUUCCUGACAGCACUGGCUGCUUUACAAGAAGACUUCAGCCUGUCUUAUCGGAUCCUAUAUAUGAUAGCAAAGCCCCCAAUGCAUCCAAUUUAAAAAUUGUACGGAUGGACCGGACAGCAGGCUGCGUGACAGGAGGAGAAGAGAUUUACCUUCUUUGUGACAAGGUUCAGAAAGAUGAUAUUCAGAUCCGUUUUUAUGAAGAAGAUGAAAAUGGUGGCUUCUGGGAAGGGUUCGGUGACUUUUCACCUACUGAUGUGCACAGACAAUUUGCCAUUGUAUUCAAAACACCAAAAUACCGAGACGUCAAUAUCACAAAACCAGCAUCCGUUUUUGUCCAGCUGCGGCGGAAAUCUGACCUAGAGACAAGUGAACCAAAGCCUUUUCUGUACUAUCCUGAAAUCAAAGAUAAAGAAGAAGUACAAAGAAAACGUCAGAAACUCAUGCCCAGCUUCUCUGAUAGUUACGGUGGAAGCGGUGCAGGUGCCAGCGGAGGUGGCAUGUACGGAGGAGGAGGUGGAGGCGGCGGUAGUGGUGCCGGAUCAGGGUAUGGGUACCCACCAUAUGGGUUUUCUAGUUAUGGAGCAAUGCACUUCCAUUCGAGCACAAACAAGGCUGGUGGUGCAGGAAUGAAACAUGGAUUCUCAGAUGACAAGCCUGAGAAGGAUGGUGAAAGCCACUGCAACAAAAAACACAGUGUGAAAUUCAAGGAGAAAGUAAAGGUUGAAGAGCCAGGCAACACUGGAACUGGUGCUGCCCCUGACGUGAAAGCAGAAGAAGCUACUUUGUCAUGUGCUGACACAGAUGUUAGUUUACAAGAUGGUUUAUUUUGGAAGAAGGCCCUGGAGCUUGCUAAGCGUCAUGCCAAUGCCCUUUUUGACUAUGCGGUAACUGGAGACGUGAAGAUGCUACUAUCUGUUCAGCGCCAUCUUACAACUGUCCAAGAUGAAAAUGGUGACAAUGUCCUUCACUUGGCAAUUAUUCAUCUUCACAUGGAACUGGUGAGGAACCUUUUAGAAGUGGUAGCAGAUUUGCAUGCUGAUGAUGUUCUCAAUGUGAGGAAUGACAUUUAUCAGACCCCUUUACACUUGGCUGUUAUCACAAAGCAGACAGGAGUGGUGAAAGACUUGUUGAGAGCUGGGGCAGAUGUGAGCCUUUUGGAUCGCCACGGCAAUUCAGUCUUGCAUCUGGCGGCCCAACAGGGAGAUGAGAAAGUGUUAAAUGUGCUGCUUAACCACAAAGAGACAUCUGUGAUGAAAGACCUUCCUAAUGGGGAAGGUUUGAAUGUCAUUCACCUGGCUGUGAUGGCAAACAGUGUGUCUUGCCUCCGACAGCUCAUUGCUGCUGGGGCUGAUGUCAAUGCUCAGGAACAAAAAUCUGGGAGAACUGCCUUGCACUUGGCUGUUGAACAAGGGAAUAUUUCCUUGGCAGGUUGCCUUUUGCUUGAGGGCGAUGCAUUUGUUGACAGCACUACAUAUGAUGGAACCACUCCACUUCACAUAGCAGCUGGAAGGGGCUCUUCAAAACUGACAACUCUUCUCAAAGCAGCAGGUGCAGAUCCCCACAUUGAGAACUUUGAGCCAUUGUUUGAACUAGAAGAUGUGAAAGAUGACGAUGGUGAAGAUGAAGGCAUCAUACCUGGAACAACACCUUUGGAUAUGGCAACCAGCUGGGAGGUAUAUGAUAUCCUGAAUGGGAAACCCACUGAAUUGGAGGUGGCUUCUGAUGUCCUAUUGACACGAGGAAAUAUGAAAGACCUGAACGAGGAUGUCAGGUUACAGCUGUACAAGUUACUUGAGGUGCCUGAUCUGAAUAAAAAUUGGUCCAGAUUGGCACAAAAGCUGGGUCUAGGAAUACUCAACAAUGCCUUCCGGUUGAGUCCAUCUCCACCAAAAACUCUUCUGGAUAAUUAUGAGGUUUCUGGUGGUACAAUAAGAGAGCUGCUUGAUGCCUUGAGAGAAAUGGAUUAUCCAGAGGCUGCUGAAAUAAUUCAAAAGGCAUUAUCCAUCUCAUCAAGCCAGUCCAACCAAGAGAAGGUGAAAGAUGACAGAUCUCCAUCAUGUGAACCACCUUCCUCCCCUGUGAAAACACAACUAGGUGAAGUGUGCAGUCUCAAAUUCCAAGAUGUUGAAAGCAUGUGUGACAGUGGUGUAGAGAUCUCCCUCCGCAAACUCAGCUUCACAUAUUCUGAGCCUUUCACCAGCAGCUCACCAGUAACAGUUAAGAAACUGGGCACAGGAUACGUACAGGACAACUCGCUACAAGGCAAAAUUGAAGCCACCUAGUCAUGCGGAAUGAUUGUGCAGAGUUGUUAAGGAUCCAAAGUGCACUAGAAGAAAAAAGCUCUUUAAAACGUACAUCAGCAGGGCCUUUCAACAGCGACCAGAUCCCAGUAAAGUGGGAGGCUCAGGACAACAGGAGGAUCGGGUGAAUUUUCUUUUUGCCUAAGAUCAUGGAAAUUAAGUGCCCUCUUCAUGUUCAGAGAAAGGUACAUAAGACAUCAACUAUGGCCCAAAGCUGUGAAGCACAAAAACUAGUCAAACUCUGAUCAAAGUAGAUACUUAUGCCAAUACGGAUAAUGUAUAUUUCAGUGAAUGUAUUUAAUUUUUUUCCCCAUGUGGUACCUAUGCACUCAUUCAAGCCUCAAACCAGUUUCCCCCCAUACUAUCUCAGCAUAUUUCUACUGUAAAUAUUUUGGUUUUGCAUGAACUAUUCUUAAGGAGAAAUUUGUGCUUUUUAAAUGCUUUUUUAUUUUACUUUUAUAAUAAAAAGCAAAAUUGAGAUCA